GUGUGUGUGUGUGUAUACUAAUUAUUUUUUAUAACUUUAUAUAUAAGUCACAAAGAGUAGAUUUAAUAUGAAAGCUGUAAAAGUUACUUGUAAUGGGGAGUCAAAAAUUGUUGUUGCCACAUCCAAUGAUCUAAAUGCAUUUAUGGCAAAUAUAUGUUCUACUUUUAAUGUUCCAAACAUAUCAAAUUUAAAAUGGCUUGGUUUUGCAGUAAGCACUUCAACUUUUCCUGCAGUAAUAUGUGAGCAAUCGGUAGAAAUGACAGUAGAAGUUUCCAGUUUUAUUGAUAUUUCAAAUAGCUAUCCAUUAAACGGGUUUUUAGCUCAUUUAGAAGACUUUAACAAUUCAGAAAGAAAUCAAAUUAAUUCUGCUCUCAAUACAGAUCAACACAUCUCCUUCAAUCCCUCUCUUAAUUAUCAAUCACAAUCAUCAUUAAAAAAUUAUUCAGCUUGCUCUACAACAUCAUUAACAAAUAUAUCUAUAGAAACUGAGAGUGGUACAGAGUUAGUUGCAGACUCAUCCAGCUGCAAUAGACCUCAAAUAACCAAAAGAAAGGUAACAUUUUAUUGUGCUAAUUGUCCUUUUAUUUCAGAUACUUACACUUUAAUAAGAAAUCAUUUAAAAUUACAUGGUAAUUGUGCCGCAGUGUUUUGUAUUAAUUGUUUUUCCAAGUUUAAAAGUUUAUAUGGUUAUCAAAAGCGCAUUGCUAAUUGUACUAAAGAAAAUAAUACUUUUGAUAAUAACACUGAACCUAAUAUAAUAGUUGAUCAAAUAGUGUAUGAUAAUGUUGAUGAUUUAAAUAAUGAUUAUCUUGGUAUGUUAGCUUUACAUUUGCAGUAUAAGUACAGAUGUUCUCAGACUGUUUUAGAUGUUAUAUUUUCAACUUUAAAAGAGCUAUUUACUGACCCAAUUUAUGAUGUAAAGAAACUAAAUGAUUCCUGUAAAAAAUUAUCAUCACAAUAUUAUCGUGAAAAAUAUUUUAAAAAUGUAUUUUCUAUGCCUACUAUAAAGAUUGUUGGUAAAGGAUCAGUUGUUCCACUUAUGACGAUGCUAGAGUUUUUAUUACUUAUUUACUUAAAGAUUUUAAAGAAACGAUACAACUAUUAUAUACAGGUGUAAAAAUAAGUAUUGCUGGAAAGUUAAUGACAGUUACAGCUGAGGUUUUAUACUUUUCUGGGAAUUCUUUAGCAGCAAAUUCAAUCGGAGGAUUUAAAGAAGGAUUUAGUCAAAAAACUGUUCGCUGCUGUAGGCGGUGUAGUUCUACACGGGCUGAAAUGAUUGAGUUUACAACACAUGAAGAGUGUCUGAUUCGAAAUUUGCCUGAACAUGUCAUACAUUUAAAUGAAUUGAAUUCUGGGCUAAGUAAAACUGAUAGAACAAAAUGGUCAAGAAAUUAUGGUAUUGUUAACUUUAGUAUUUUAUCAGAUAUUCCAAAUUUCGAUGUCACCAAGCAGUUGCUUUUUGAUCCAAUGCAUGAUUUAUUGGAAGGGGUUGUGCCAUUACAUCUAGAAUUAUUUUUACUGUACUGUAUACCAGAAAAGUUUCUCUUAGCUGAUCUUAACCAAUGGCUUCAAUCAUAUAAAUAUCCUUUUGGUAUUGAAAAGCCUGGUAUUAUUUUACCUUCACUUAAAAUCCGAGGACAAUUUGGUAGUGGACAAAUAUUAACUCUCUCUCGUGUGCUGUGUUUUUAUUUAUUAAGAUUUAUGGAUUUAUCUGAUCCUCAUCUUUCAUGCUUAGUUAAACUUAUACAAAUAGUGCAGCUAUGUAUGUCUCCGUUAGUAACUGAUAUUUAUAUUAAGGGCCUAAGGGUUUGUAUUCAAGCACAUCAUUGCAGUUUCCUUCAAUUAUAUUCAAACAGUUUUAUUCCAAAACUACAUUUUCUUGUACACUAUCCAUCACAAGCAUCUCAAUUUGGCUCAUUACGUGGGCAUCUCUGUCUUGCAUUUGAACGUAAACAUCAAGUAAUAAAAAAUUUCAGACAUUUCAAUUUUAAAAACAUUCCAUAUUCAGCUUGCAAAGCAAUGAUUGUAAAUACAACUGGAUUGUUUUUUAAUUCUUUUGGUGAAAGACGAUGUGAUGUUUAUGGAGAGGUUGAUCAAUUAAAGUUUAAAGAUGGUUUGAUUUCAAGUGCAGUCAUUAAUGAAAUAUUUUAUAAGCAAGGUGACAUUGUUUCUGACACAAAUGAAAAUAAAUUAGAGUUCUAUAAAAUUCUUGAAAUUUUAACAGAAAAUGAAAAACGUAUUUUCAAAGCGCAAAAGUUAAUUAUUAAACGUUAUUCUGCAUUUGUAUUCACAAUAUAUAUUCUUUAACAGAUUGAGCUGCAGAAGAAUAAGCCUUCAACUCAAGUUUUAGCAAUUUUAAAUCGGAAUUUGUUUGAGCCCCAGAUAUUUAAAAGCAUCCCGAUUCAACUGCAAUUAUCUCCAUCUCUUCUUAUAAGCGAGUUUUGCAGGCUUUAUCCCAUGUUUGCAGAUUUCGAAAGUAAUUCUAAAGAGUUUUGCAAUUUAGUUUUUUCCGAUGGGUCGGUUUUUUUGAAUUUAAUAAAAUUUCAAAGUGAUGUCUCCUGUAAAAAGUCUUCUUCCAAUGCUUUCCAUGUAACUCAGUCUGAUAAUCUGGAUGAAAUGCUGGGAGUAUCGAUACCUGUUCCACAAGUAGUAUUCAAUAAAACCCAUUUUAUGAUUUGUAGCAGAAAUGGAUGUGAGCUGAAGAAAGCACAGAUUUCAUCAGCCAGCGAAGUGUUUUGUUGCAUCAUUGCCAUUUACUAUCUUAUGGACUUAGUUUUGCGCAAACACUAGGUGUUUUACAGGAAAUUAUUUUGAAAGACACUUUUCUUUACAAAUCACAUAAAGCAACCAACUAUUUAAAAAAAUAUGGUUUAUUAAA
This is a messenger RNA of Hydra vulgaris (swiftwater hydra), 2878 nucleotides long. The record is from RefSeq and is a predicted model, not a curated record. NCBI's taxonomy places the organism in Eukaryota, Metazoa, Cnidaria, Hydrozoa, Anthoathecata, Hydridae.